AAAACGGGUCCCUUCUGUCUCAGGCUAAGAUUACAAAGGCAGGGGUGACUCCAAAGGAGCAGCAGCCGUGAAACGAGCUAUGAAGUCUUACACUCCAUUUUUCGUACUCCUGUGGAGUGCUGUCGGACUGGCAAAGGCUGCCAAAAUCGUCGUUGUGCCGCCAAUUAUGUUUGAAAGCCAUAUGUACAUUUUCAAGACCUUAGCCUCAGCCUUGCACGAGAGAGGCCACCAGACAGUGUUUCUCCUGUCCGAAGGCAGAGACAUCGUGCCGUCUAAUCAUUACAGACUCCAGCGCUACCCAGGGAUCUUCAAUAGCACCACCUCAGAUGCUUUCCUACAGUCCAAAAUGAGGAAUAUUUUCUCUGGGAGGCUUACGGUGAUAGAACUGUUCGACAUCCUGGACCACUAUUCUAAGAACUGCGAGAUGAUGGUUGGCAACAGUGCCUUGAUGCAGGGCCUGAAAAAAGAAAAAUUUGAUUUGCUGCUCGUGGACCCCAAUGAGAUGUGUGGUUUUGUUAUAGCCCAUCUUUUAGGGGUGAAGUAUGCAGUCUUUUCCACGGGCCUUUGGUAUCCCGCCGAAGUAGGGGCCCCUGUGCCAUUGGCCUAUGUUCCAGAGUUUAACUCCCUCCUCACGGAUGAUAUGAACUUUCUGGAAAGGAUGAAGAACACCGGCGUUUACCUCAUUUCCAGAUUAGGGAUCAGCUUUCUAGUCCUUCCGAAAUAUGAGAGGAUAAUGCAGAAGUACAACCUGCUUCCCCAGAGAUCCAUGUAUGACUUGGUGCAGGCGACCAGCUUGUGGAUGCUGUGUACUGAUGUGGCCCUGGAGUUCCCCAGACCCACUCUGCCUAAUGUUGUGUAUGUGGGAGGAAUCUUAACCAAACCGGCCAGACCGCUACCAGAAGACCUUCAAAGAUGGGUAAAUGAUGCUAAUGAACAUGGCUUUAUCCUGGUGUCUUUUGGAGCUGGCGUAAAGUAUUUAUCAGAAGACAUCACCCGCAAACUGGCAGGAGCCUUGUCAAGGUUACCUCAGAAAGUAAUUUGGAGGUUUUCUGGACUGAAACCAAAGAAUCUUGGGAAUAACACAAAACUCAUAGAAUGGCUACCCCAAAAUGACCUGCUUGGACACUCAAAUAUUAAAGCCUUUCUUAGCCAUGGUGGCUUGAACAGCAUUUUUGAAACUAUGUACCAUGGAGUCCCAGUGGUGGGGAUUCCGCUCUUUGGAGACCAUUAUGAUACAAUGAUCCGAGUCCAGGCCAAAGGCAUGGGGAUACUCUUGGAAUGGAAGUCAAUGACUGAACAGGACUUAUAUGAAGCCUUGGCGAAAGUUAUUAAUGAUCCCAGCUACCGUGCGCGUGCCCAGAAGCUGUCCGAAAUUCACAAGGAUCAGCCUAGUCACCCCGUCAAUCGAACUGUCUAUUGGAUCGAUUACAUUCUCCGUCACAAUGGAGCACACCACCUCCAGGCCGCCGUGCAUCGCAUCUCUUUCCAUCAGUAUUUUUUACUGGAUAUUGCCUGUGUGCUCUCCCUGGGUGCUGCCUUCCUUUAUUUUGUUUUGGCAAGGAUGAUCAGGUUCACCUACAAGCAGAGCACACUUCUCUGGUCCAGAAACGAGCAUAGCACUGUUAAUGGACAUUUCCACAAUGGGAUCCCCAAUGGCAAGUAUAAAAGAAAUGGCCACAUUAAACAUGAGAAGAAGGUGAAAUGAGCCAGCCCAUUUGCAGUAUCUCAAGGAAUCAGUUCAGUAGUUGAAUUUUUAUCACUGUAACUUAGUCUAACAGCUACUUAAAGGAAAACCUCAGUAAACCAUUCUAACACUCCCCUAUGUAAUCUUACAGGAUGAAAUUUUACAGAACUAAGAUGUCUUAAAAAAAAGCACAAACCUAAAAUGCAAAAAUGUAUUUUAUUCUUAAUACUGAUGCAGAGAGAUUAUUUUGGCACUGAAAUUUUUAAUAGCUAUAAUUCUUUCAAUCAAUUGAAUGACCCUGAGUUCUUAGUUUUAAGACCAAAAUAUAUAUGACCCAGAUAAGGAAUUUUUUUUGUCCUCAAAAAGUUUUGAUUUUUUUUUGGUUUUAUUUUUUUAGUUGACUUUUAAUGCUUUUCUCUUUAAUGAGAGAAUUUCAAUUAGCUAUGUAUUAAAGUUGUUGAAGUCACAAUACUCCUAAGAAUGAGGUUGAGAAUAAGUUUAUGAUCCCAUAAUGUUUGGCACCUAGCAAUUUAACAAAUCGUAGACUGAGAAUAUGACUAUGAAAGAAUGUUUCCUCCCUAAAGUGAGCACUGAAGGAGAAAAAGAAGUAGCAAUGAUCUUUUCGCUGUAUAUGAACUCUUGGCCUCUACUGUUGAAAACAAGAAAUUAAGUAAGGGUACAAAUGAUUGUCACAAAGAGAUGUACACAUAUUUUGUUUCUUCUUGUGUUUUCCCUUUACCAAUAACUUUCCUCUGGACAAACUUUAUGGGAUUUUUAAAAACAAAUUAAUUUCAGCGAAGAGCAUAGAGGUGUUGAAAAUGUAUAAUUAAGAAGAAAUGAAGCUCUGACAACAGUGUCCUAAUAGAAGGUUUGACUUUGUAUAUAUGGCAAUGUGAAAGAGAAUAACUCCCUCCCUCCUUCUUUCCUUCCUUCUUUUCUUCCUUCUCUCUUUCUCUCAUUUUCUUUCCUUUUUUUUGGAGGAGGGCAUUGGCAUAGAAAAAAAAUUUCAAGUCUUUCCUAUAAUUGGAUAUUUAUGCCUAAAAUUUGUUGUUCCAUUUGAACAGUUCUUUGUUGAAGAGGAAAAAAAAGUAUCUCCUUUGUUCCUUAUAUUGGUUUGGGCCACAUAAUCUUCACUACAUCAUUGCCAAUAUUUAAUGCUCUCAAAACAGGACAAGCAGUUCUUUUAGUUGGGAACUGCUUUUUGACAAGAGGUUUAAAAUCGAACUCUGUAUACCAUACAUAAAGACCAUGGAGAUUGUGUCUUUUUUUCCCCAACAUGAUCACCAUUGCCCUCUUCCCCCAAACACUCUUUCAAUCAGCGUGGCUGACAUGGGACAUCAACAGUAUUGAAUUGAGAACAGGGAUGCAGGAAAUUGGGCAGAAUAAAAACCAAGACCAUUCAUCCUGCUGAAAUCCAUCAAGGCCAGCAACGAUAAGUUUAUUUCAAUGUCAUUCUGUUUACUUGGUGUUUGCACUACAGUUGCUGAGUGUAUGCUUUAUUUAUAUAUAUAGUUUUAAAUCCCAUGUCUCACCACAAAAAGAAAGGAAGAGAACCAUUUAUCUAGUGUUGUUCACUAACAUGGGAAAUGUUAUGAAAAUUAGGUAAGACUGUGGGAGAAUCAUCAUCAUCAUACACAGUGACGUGACAUUUCAUUACCAGUCCCACCAGGAGCCACCAUCUCAUUGUGCAAGUUCAUGUCAUAAAUAGGUUUCUGAUGUACUGUGUAGGCAAGUGUGCUGCUUUCUGAAUACUUGAAGAAAUGGUAUUAUAAAUAAGCCUAUUAGCUGUGCUUUCCCCCUCCUUUUUUUAUACACAAUCUUAGCAUGACGGGACAAUAAUAGGAACAUGCAGAAGCACAGGCAAUGAUUGGUGGGGUGUAAUAGGCCUUAGAGUGUAUGAAUGAGCUGGUUUUACUGUUUUGGGUAUUGAAGAUAAGAUAGUACAAGCACUGACUGGAUGAUUAAGCCUCAAUUAAUCUCCACUGUGAUAAACAACAAACAACUUAACAAUAAACAUGAAUUUAAUAGAGAAAAAAUGGUGUGGUUAAUCAGUUUUUAUUUAGAUGGAAUUUCCUAGGAUUCUGUUUAUCCACUUCACUCUCUUCUUGCUCCCUUCAACACAUCAAACGUUCCAUCUGAGGCAAUUUUUGUCCUCAUAUAAGUUGGGGGUAGUUAGUGCAGAAAGGCAUAAGCACAAUUUGAUACCAGGGCAUCACAGAAGUAAGAAUGACAGGCACGGGUUGGUACUGAGUGGUUCUGUUUUUUCAUAAUAAGCUUAUUGUUGGUUUCAGUAAAUGGGAGUGAUUUCAAGAUUUGCACACUUGUUCGUAAUCCUCCAGUAAAGUACA
Molecule: messenger RNA, 4032 nt
Organism: Gracilinanus agilis (Agile Gracile Mouse Opossum)
Lineage: Eukaryota; Metazoa; Chordata; Mammalia; Didelphimorphia; Didelphidae
Gene: UGT8
Product: UDP glycosyltransferase 8
Exons: 6
Coding region: 80-1705 (541 amino acids)
Molecular function (GO): UDP-glycosyltransferase activity
Source: RefSeq, a predicted model, not a curated record